This is a messenger RNA of Trichomonas vaginalis G3, 738 nucleotides long. Its product is annotated as Clan AA, family A2, retrotansposon aspartic peptidase. Bases 1 to 738 code for a protein of 245 amino acids. The transcript has a single exon. NCBI's taxonomy places the organism in Eukaryota, Parabasalia, Trichomonadida, Trichomonadidae. Gene Ontology annotation, molecular function: aspartic-type endopeptidase activity. The record is from RefSeq and is a predicted model, not a curated record. Gene Ontology annotation, biological process: proteolysis.
AUGUCUGAUCUUAUAAUCUUUGUAAAGAUUAUGGACAAUGAGCCAGAGCCAUUCGAAGUAAAUGAUAAUUCAACAAUAGAAGAAUUAAUUUGUUGCAUUGCCACAAAAUACAAUUAUGAUCCUGCUGACAUUUCAAUUCUUUUAGAUGACAAGGAAUUACCUGCAUCCACUGUAAUUUCAACUUUAGAUUUAUCUAAUAUUGUUUACUUUGAUGCAAAAAUUGGACAAGAAAAAGAUCAAUUUAUUGAUAUGAUGUUCGAUGCCGAAGAACAAAAGAGGAUAGAAGCUCAAAUCAGACAAGAAAAUAUCGAUCAUAACCUCCAAUAUGCCUACGAAAACAAUCCAGAAAAUUUCAUAGUUUAUUCUAGUCCAUUUAUUAAGUGUUCAAUCAAUGGAGUUGAAGUAGUUGCUCUUAUUGAUACUGGUGCUCAGUCCUCAAUCAUUCCUCAUGCUUUAGCAAAGAAAUGUAACGUUAAAUACCUUAUUGAUGCAAGAUAUCGAACUCUUACUAAAGGUGUUGGUAUGCAAACAUCUAAGGGUGUUAUUCAUGGCUUAAACGUUAAAGUUGGCAACGAAGUUUGGACAAAUAGGUUUGUAGUUUUAGAUGACACUUUAGACCACGCUAUUCUUGGUAUUGAUUGGUUAAAGAAGAAUAGAGCACUUAUCGAUCUUGCACAAAAUUGUUUAAUUCUACAUGGUCAAAAAGUUCCAUUAUUUGACCGCAAUGAAUGCAAUUAA